This is a messenger RNA of Aspergillus melleus, 1641 nucleotides long. Its product is annotated as putative C2H2 finger domain protein. NCBI's taxonomy places the organism in Eukaryota, Fungi, Ascomycota, Eurotiomycetes, Eurotiales, Aspergillaceae. The coding region runs from base 1 to 1641 and encodes 546 amino acids. The transcript is spliced from 3 exons. The record is from RefSeq and is a predicted model, not a curated record.
AUGGCCCCCAGAGUGAUCCCGGAUGAUGAACUUUCGAGCCAGGAUAACUUCUCCCUGUGUUCGAGCACACACCAGAGCCAUGGAACUCCCGGACUCAAGUCGUGGUCCGUGAAUGAUGUUGAUGGACUUGACGCUGGUGUCAUGUCCUCAGUUAAACCAGAAUCCCCGGAAGUACAAAUGCUGUCUUUCUCAUUGUCCCAGCAACUCAUGCCUUCCACCGUGGGGCCAAGUGAUGUGAUGUAUCACACUGGUCCCGAAUUCCCAGGUCUCCAGGAUUUGGGAGACCAGAGUGAACUGGAUUUCUCACAUGCCCAGGAUUUCAACACCCACUACUCCUCACUAGUGGAUUUCAGUGCGUUUGACAAUGAUGUCGGAGCCCAAACUGGUUCCCAGUCCUGCACUUCCGAUGAUGCCCACUCAGUUAGCCACAGCUCUCACACCGAUGAUGCAUGGAACUCCCUCGUGGCAGAUACCAGAAACUACCCCGGAUCAUCCAUGGACCACUUCACUUCCAACAUGUUCCACCCAGUCCCCGUUUCCCCUCCCUUGACGGAAGCAAGCAAUGAUGUUUCUGUUACCUCUUCCUGCUCCCACACCGGAUACCCAUCUUUCAUGUCUCAUGACGACGCCAUCCUCAAGGAUGUAACUUCAACCCCCGUUGGCAGCCAGGGAAUUAACCUCGGAGAUCCAUUGUUCCCCCUCACCCCGCCUCUCAAUGAGCAAGACCCUAACAGGACUAUCCGACCUUCAAAGAGUGCGCGUAGGCCAGCUUUGCAAACUCCCCCGUCUCAGUCCCAGGUCAAACAGGAUGCCGAGUUUUUCCCACCUCUUCCCGUCAAGGAACCCCUUCGUCAAAGAUCCAAGGAAGGUGCCGAGUUGCGGAAUCCCCGGGACCACUACUACUACUCUCUCCCAACCCACAGUGAUGGAAAAUACUACUGCCCAUACGCCAUUGGAGACAAGCCCUGCAACCACCCCCCUACCACCCAGAAAUGCGCCUAUCAUAAAUACCUGGACUCCCACCUGAAGCCCUACCGCUGCAAGGUUCCCGCCUGUAUGGAUGCCCAGUUGCAGUUCUCUUCUAAUGCCUGCCUGUUCCGUCACGAGCGUGAGGCCCACGGAUUCCACGGCCAUGGCGACAACCCCCACCUUUGCUUGUUUGAAGGAUGUGACCGAUCCGUUCCCGGAUAUGGAUUCCCCCGCCGCUGGAACCUCUUUGACCACAUGAGGCGUGUUCAUGAUUACGCUUCCUCGGAGCGCCCCAGCUCGCCGGAUGCUUCCCCUACCACCGGGCAAGCCUCCAAGAAGAAGGAAGCCGCCGGACGCAAGAGAAGAGUUGCCGGUGUUUCUGGCGCUCAAACUAUGAAGCGGACUCGCUCCACUCAGUCCCAGUCCAACCCCUUGAAGGCUGUCCAGCAGACCUCUGCCCACCACGGUCAGAGACUGCAGAACGCGGAGCGAAACUACUACAACUGCCGUUCCCGUCUUCUCGAAGAACUGAGCAACAUCAUACCCCAGGAUUCUUCCAUGCACGAGAAGGUCAAUGCCAGCCUUCAGGAGCUGAUCACCCUGGGCCUGAACUACCGCCACAUUGAAGCUAGCCAGGCUGCUGCUCAGAUGACCCACGGCCUUUCAGCGUAA